Messenger RNA from Monopterus albus (swamp eel), 3560 nucleotides. It is a transcript of the gene fmnl2b, whose product is annotated as formin-like 2b. Gene Ontology annotation, molecular function: small GTPase binding; actin filament binding. Gene Ontology annotation, biological process: regulation of cell shape; cell migration; cortical actin cytoskeleton organization. Lineage: Eukaryota; Metazoa; Chordata; Actinopteri; Synbranchiformes; Synbranchidae. The record is from RefSeq and is a predicted model, not a curated record. Gene Ontology annotation, cellular component: cytosol.
UCGCGCAAGGCAGACAGACUACAGCUUAGAGAGAGAGACAAAGAGGUGGGAGGCAGACUCGCUUUCUUCAUGUGGGGGAGGAUUAACCGGCACACAACACACAUUUCAUAUUAACACACAGACACACACACACGGCAGCAGACACCUGCAUUUGGAUCAGCAUCAGCAGCAGCAGCAGCAGAGGUGGAGGAGGCGAGAACAAGAGACAAAGAGAGAGACAGAAGGUGGAAGGAGACGAUCUGCACUGUCUAAAGAGACAGGAGGAGAGAGACAGGCCUUUGGCACCUCGACCACCCGUCUGUGUUCAGACAAUGAUGGCCGACCACAUGUUUGGCUGCUGUGCGUCUGCUGAGUGUAUGCUGCUGUAGGUGGGUGUGUUCGCGUGUUCAGUGUUAGUGGCGUGUGCGGUUGGUGUGAUGGGUAACGCAGAGAGCAUGGAGAGCCAGCUGGCUGUGAUCCGGUCCAGAGCUGCACCAGUUCGACUCCCGAUGCCCGACCCAGCUGAGCUGGAGGAGAGGUUCUCCAUUGCACUGAAUUCAAUGAACCUGCCUCCUGACAAGGUGCGUCUGCUGCGAUCCUACGACAAUGAAAAGAAGUGGGAGCUGAUCUGUGAUCAGGAGAGGUUUCAGGUGAAGAACCCACCACACACCUACAUCCAGAAACUCAGAGGCUUCCUUGACCCAGCCGUCACACGCAAGAAGUUCAGAAGAAGAGUUCAGGAGUCGACUCAGACACUCAGAGAGCUCGAGAUUUCUCUUCGCACAAACCACAUCGGGUGGGUCAGAGAGUUUCUGAAUGAGGAAAAUCGAGGUCUGGAUGUUCUUGUCGAGUAUCUUUCCUUCGCUCAGUACGCCAUGACGUUUGAUAGUGAGCAGUCGGAGGCCGGAGGUGAAGUCUCAUCCAUUGACUCACCCUGGAGUAGGUCCAUUGAGGAUCUACAUGGCGACUGCAGCCUCCCUUCCCCAUCCACUUCUGUCCCUCGAGCUGCUCGGCACUCCAUCAGUUCGACUCUAGUGACUCGCUCCAACACACUGCCGAGUCGUCGAACUCUGAAGAACUCACGCCUCGUCUGUAAGAAGGAUGAUGUUCAUGUUUGUAUCAUGUGUCUCCGAGCCAUCAUGAACUACCAGUACGGUUUCAACAUGGUGAUGUCUCAUCCUCAUGCUGUCAAUGAAAUUGCUCUCAGUCUCAACAACAGGAAUCCCAGGACAAAGGCCCUGGUGUUGGAAUUGUUGGCAGCGGUGUGUUUGGUUAGAGGAGGACAUGAGAUCAUCCUGUCGGCUUUUGACAACUUUAAAACUGUGUGUUCGGAGUCGAUGCGUUUUGAAAAGUUGAUGGAGCAUUUUAAGAAUGAAGAUGAUAACAUCGACUUCUUGGUGGCGUGUAUGCAGUUCAUUAAUAUCGUGGUUCAUUCUGUGGAGGACAUGAACUUCAGAGUCCAUCUGCAGUACGACUUCACCAAACUGAACCUGGACGAACACCUGGAGAGACUGAAGCACACAGAGAGCGACAGGCUGCAGGUUCAGAUUCAGGCGUAUCUUGACAACGUGUUCGAUGUUGGGACGUUGCUGGAGGAUGCUGAGACCAAAACUGCUGCUCUGGAACGAGUGGAGGAGUUGGAGGAGAGCCUGUCAACGAUGUCAGAGCGCCUGCUGGAUGUGGAGAAUGAAGCAAUGCUCAAGAUUGUCGAACUGGAAAAACAGCUGAUGCAAACCAACAAGGAGCUGGACCACCUCCGGGAGGUGUACGCGAGCACAAACUCUCAGGUGAACACCUUGCGGCGGAUGGUUCGGGAGAAGGACCAGACUAUCCGGCGGCAGAGUCGUUUAGAGCGUCAGGCUCAGGAGGCCCAGCAGGCCGGAGGACCCGGAGCACCGCAACCCCAGAGAGGAGAAGGGGAUGGGGUAGUGGCUGGCUCGGCCUCCCCCUCUCCUCCACCCUGCCAUAACCUGUCCCCCAGCCCUGAGACCAUAGCCUAUCACAGCAUGGGACCUGGGAUGGGGGGAGCACCAGGGAUGCCAGCACCGCCUCCUCCACCUCCUCCACCACCAAUGCCAGGCACAGUGUCCAACGGGUCACCUACAGUCAUCUUUAACUCUGGACUUGCAGAGGGCCCUCUCAAGUUAUUCUCGGUGAAGAUAAAGAAACCGAUCCAGACCAAGUUCAGGAUGCCGGUGUUGAACUGGGUUGCUUUGAAGCCAAGUCAGAUCAAUGGGACCGUCUUCAAUGACAUCGAUGACGAGGCCAUCUUGCAGGACUUGGAUGUGGAGGAGUUUGAGGAGCUGUUUAAGACAAAGGCUCAGGGUCCGGCGGUGGACUUGACCCUGUCCAGACAGAAGCUUCCUCAGAAAGCACCAUCCAAAGUUUCUCUGCUGGAGGCCAACAGAGCCAAAAACCUGGCGAUCACUCUGAGGAAGGCUGGCCAGGGCUCAGAGGUCAUCUGUCGAGCCAUCCACACGUUUGACCUGCGGACGGUCCGGGUCGACUUUGUGGAGUGUCUGAUGCGUUUCCUGCCAACAGAAGCCGAGGUGAAGUUGCUACGACAAUACGAGAGAGACAGAAAACCUCUGGAGGCUCUGAGUGAUGAGGACCGCUUUAUGAUGCAGUUCAGUCGCAUUGAAAGACUCAGUCAGCGCAUGUCGAUCAUGACCUUCAUGGGCAACUUCAAUGACAAUGUCCAAAUGUUAACUCCACAACUCCACGCCAUCAUUGCUGCUUCAGUUUCUAUAAAGUCAUCUCAGAAGCUCAAGAAGAUCCUUGAGAUCAUCUUGGCUCUGGGGAACUACAUGAACAGCAGUAAGAGAGGAGCUGUGUACGGAUUCAAACUGCAGAGUUUAGACCUGCUCCUGGAGACAAAGUCAACAGACAGGAAACAAACGUUGCUUAAUUACAUUGCUAACGUGGUGAGAGAGAAGUAUCCUGCAGUGUCGCCGUUUUAUAACGAGCUUCACUACGUCGACAAGGCUGCUGCAGUGAGUCUGGAGAACGUGUUGUGUGAUGUAAAGGAGCUGCAGCGUGGCAUGGAGCUCACCUGGAGAGAGUUCAGUGUUCAGCACAACGCCACGCUGAAAGACUUCAUCAGCAUCACGACUCCAAAACUGCAGGAAGAUGCACGCAUCGCUCAGGAUGCGUUUGAAGACGUGGUGAAGUUUUUUGGUGAGAGCUCAAAGACAAUGCCACCAUCUGUCUUCUUCCCGAUCUUUGUUCGCUUCAUCAAAGCAUACAGGCUGGCCGAGGAGGAGAAUGAGCAGAGGAGGCGUCAGGAACAGAUGUUGUUGGAGAAGCUAGAGCAGGAGGAACAGCAGCAGGAGGAGGAGACCAAGUCUCCAUCCCACAGGGGGAAGCGGCAGCAGCAGGAGCUGAUCACAGAGCUCAGAAGACGACAAGGAAAGGACAGUCGCCAUGUUUACGAAGGGAAGGAUGGAGCCAUAGAGGACAUCAUCACAGCUCUCAAGACUGUCCCCUUCACGGCUCGAUCAGCCAAACGCAGCUCUCGCUUUUUCUGUGAUGCCACCCACACCGAGGAGCACUACUGAGGAGGAGAGAGAGCUUAUAUGUGG